CCGAUUGCUCCCGAGCGUAUCAGUCAUAUCAGUGUAACCGCGGGCGCGACGGCUCUCGCGAGCAGGUCUCGUUGGCCCCUACAAGUAUUAUACCUAUACUUGAUUGUAUCCUAUCUCGAUACGCGAUAUACUAAAAAAAAAAAAAAAAAAAAAAAAAAAUCGUUUGCUCCACGUGUUUGUUCGUACAUACUUGGUGCUUUCGUUCUUUAUUCCGAGAUCUUGAAAACUCACAACCUGCCGAUUGUCAUUUUCGAUCGAAGUAAGAUUGAAAAAUAAGAAAGCUCGUACUGUUCGUAACAUCCAGUGCUGGACACAUUUCCAUAGCUCUCGAGGAGACUUGGGAAGCGCUUGUAUAUAUACAAUUAUUACGUACAUAUAUAAUAUAUGUGUCAAUGAUAUUAUAAGUAUACACACUUGGAAAGAGUAAAGCAGAGUAACGCGAGUACCUAUUAUAGUAUACUUACUUGUCCUGCACAUCGCCGGGAGCAGGUUUUCGAAAGCAAUCGUCAAGUUAAAACCGCAUAAAAAGAUAUAGGGAGAACAGCAGCAGCACGAGAAUGAAGCCUCCGACGUACAAUCCCGAAGAGAUUCAGCACCAGCAGAUCAGUCAGGAGCAGGGAGAGCGCAAUGUUGCGAUGGCCGUGUGCGUCCAGUUGGCCGGCAGGGCCAUCAUCCGAGUCGUCUCGCGCUGCGAGGAGGCGCAGGACAACUGCAACCUUGAUCUGUCAGAAUGCCAAUUGAUGCAGGUACCAGAUGCCGUCUAUCACCUAAUGCGACACACGGAACUCAAGAGCUGCGACCUUUCCGGCAAUGUCAUCACCAAGAUACCCCCGAAAUUCGCCGUCAAGUUCUCUCUUAUCACCGAGUUGAACCUCAGCCACAACCAGAUGAGCAAACUGCCCGAGGAGCUGUCCGAACUCCAGGCCCUCGAGAGACUCGACAUAUCACACAAUGCCUUUAUCGAUCUACCCACUGUCACCUGUCGGAUACCUCAGCUCAAACGUUUACUCGCCAACAACAACUCCAUCAUAGAAAUCGACGUUGAAAUGCUCAGACACGCGCCAACGUUAGAAUUCGUCGAUCUCAAAGAGAACCCGCUUCCGGCGCGGACACACGAUAGUUUGCAGGACCUCGCGGUGCGACUGAGAAUCGAGUUGUCGCCCAGACAACGCGAGGAGUGGGAGGACCUCUGAGCUCUCUCGAUCACUCCCCAUAUGCUGAUCAUCGCACUCACAGAGACACUUGUAUGCAUGACUUACCUGUUGGGGUACUUACUUAAUUUUCUUUUGCAUCCACAUGGUCGAUCUUCCGUUCCAACGUCCCCACGAGUCGCGCACCGACUCAACUUAUAGGCACUCGCAAUACCAUACUCAAGUGUAUAAAAUAUUGUGUAUGCGCUCACACACAUGAAGAAAAACGAAUGCUCAGAUUUUGCGUUACUCGAUCUUUUCCUUUAUUUUUACUUUUCACGAUUUUUUUUUUUUUUCACGUACAUCAAUGAUUCAUAUGUGAUAAUUAAUUAUUUUUACAGCGUUUACGCGGGCGCGUGAAUGUACAGUUGUGCAUGCAAGACGCGAUCGGUGUUAUCGAGCAUUGAUUUUUACGAAACUUGGUAAUUUUAUUUAAUCUGACUCAACCAAUUAUUAAAAUUUUAGUGAUAUAUUUUUUUCGUCAACAAGCGCACAGUGUACUCGUAUCGGUUGCUUAAACUUGACAUAAAAUUAUAAUAUACGUAUUGUUCCGUACGUGUAGGUGAAUUGCGUGAUCUAUUUAAAAAAAAUUAAUGAUGAAUUUACGUGGAUGGUGUUGUAUAAUUUUUACCCUACAGAGCUAUCCGAAAUCAUGAUUCGAUGACCACGAUCAAUUUGAAACGAUUAUUAUCAUUCGUUAGGGUAUGUAAAUAAGUAUACCAUCGUCUUAUUUUUGAAUAACUUUAUCUUGAACUUUUUUCGAUUGAAAUCGCAACAGUACAAAUUUAACAUCGAUUUAUCCUAAGAUUGAAAGUUACGAAACACAAUUCAUUUUUUUGUUGAUUCAUUUAUCGGAAAAUCUUAAUCGCGCAUGAAAUCACGUGAAAAAUGCAUGUAAAAAAAUUUUACAACAGUGGUACUAUAGGUCAAUUGGUGGAUAGCUCUCUAUGUAGUACGAUGGACAAAAGUGCUCGACUAUUAUGUACUUACGAUUAGUAUGUAUUAGUAUGUAUUGUUACGAUGCAAUGGGUGAACAGUAUAUAAGAUGUGUGAUAGUUGCGAAUGGCGCCAGCCAAUAAGUAUUCUCCGAAUACUUGUUACAUCCUCAUUUCAUAAAAUAAAAUUUGUUCGAUGCGGAUGCAACGAUGCAUCGUCGGUCAAGCCUUGGUACCUCAAAAGUGUUUUGCGCUAUAAUAAACUGCAUCGUGUAGAAAAUAUAUAAGUAAUGUGUACAGAUAUUUAUAUACCUACUCUUGUGCAAUUAUCGAUCCAACUUUUUGUUACUUGGAAAAUUGAAAAAAAAAACCUACAUUCUUGUCAUGAUCCGUGCAUUUCAAUUCGCAUUAUUUUCAACGUGAAUUGAAUAAAAAUUUGCGACGUGUACUUUUUAUUGAUAAAUGUCACAGAUAAGAAUGUGUACCUAAAUAUACAAAUUUAUACAACUUUUAUAAAUAAUCGAAAUAUUUAUUUACAUGUAUCUUGAUUUUGGUGUCGAGUUAAAAAUUUACGUUUGAAAAAAAAGCCGUUUGAUGCUUAAUGAUCAAUUUAAACAUAAUUGCUGUUAAUCAAACGAAGCCGAGCGCAAUUGAAAAUAUGAAGCGAACACUUUCGACUGGAUUUCAUACUGUGAUAUUAUGUACAUGACAAAAAAAACCAAACCUAAAGUAAAAGUGGAUUAUCGUCAAAUCCAUGUAAUAUGCACAUGUUUUAUAUAUGAAAGGCUAUUAUUUUCUAAAGAUAUCGUCGAUCUAUAUUGUUAAUUCAACAAUCAAGUUUAACUAUAUGAAAGAUAAUACACGAUUUUUUUUACUCAUUGAUCACAUUUUUGCAGAUAAAAAAAACAACUUCUUUAGUUUAGGGAUUUUCGUCAACGAUCGUUUGGUAUUCAUAAUUUAAUAUGUAUAAAUAAUGUAAAAUUUUACAUUCAGUAAACUUAUGCUAACAUUGUAGAUAAUAUAUUUAUUUAUUUGAAAUAACAAAAAGCAAACAAAUCCAGCUAGUCACUUUCUAGCAGUUUGAAAUUUGUUUGUCUUCAUCAAACGUUUAAUAAUAUUAACACAAGCCGUUUGCAUGACAAUAAAUACGACUGCCAAUAAUAAAAUUCGUCACGGCCCACCGUAGAGUGUUACCUACUUUUCGGCCGUUGAUUAUAUAUACUUAGUGCCUUUUCAGUGGCAGCGGCAAUAACAACAGCUAAAGCACACACCUGUAUUUAUAUCUACAUGUAAAACUUAACAUAAAUGUUAUACAAGUGUGAGAUUUCAACGUGACUAAUGAAUAUGUACCAAUGUGUGCGUGCUACGAGCUGGCGGUACUAUUUGACUAGAAAACUAUCGUGAUCGAGAAUAUGGAAUAUUUUCAAUCUCAACGCGCAAUAAUAUAAAUAAUUUGUAAUUAAAAUAUAUUUGUUUAACUAACCGAUUAACUUUUUUUUAACACAUACAACUGUACUACUAUUGUAUUUUAUUAACCAGAGAGAUUGAACAUGUUUUAGAGCACAGUAAUGCCAUCCGAGUUGUACUAAGAUCUAGGAUGAUUGUGCAAAAAUUUUAUCAACUACAUUUUUAUGCGUUUAUAUUUGUAACAUAUUGUAUUUUUGAUCUAGUCAACUGUCCACUGGACGUAAUACACUUUGUGAGAUUACAAGAUA
Copidosoma floridanum is the source of this 3840-nucleotide messenger RNA. RefSeq names its product leucine rich repeat containing protein 20 sclp (gene Sclp). The record is from RefSeq and is a predicted model, not a curated record. Lineage: Eukaryota; Metazoa; Arthropoda; Insecta; Hymenoptera; Encyrtidae. Gene Ontology annotation, molecular function: protein binding. Gene Ontology annotation, cellular component: cytoplasm.